GAAUGUAUCUACUUUGUCCACUUCUUAAAAGUAUUUUGUGUAAAGGAGUAUAUAUACAGUAUAUACAGUAUACUAGUCUACAAAAAAGUUAAACUAAGUGUAAUCAUGGUUCUAGUUUGUUUGUGGUAUCUCCAGUUCCUGAUCAUGGCACCAGCAUGCAUUGAGGACUGGUAUAGAUGUGGUCCAUCUGUCAGGAUGUUUUAUGCAUACAUCACAUCAAAUUGCUUCCAUAUACUGUAUAGUGACAGAAACACACUGGAAGAUGUAUGUGUGUGUGCACAAAAAAAGAGGGUGAAUGAGGUUAGAGAGCUGUGGAGCAUUCACCCUCCUGUGCAGAAACAGACUUUUAGCCUUAGACCUCGUCGAGAAAUUGAGAAAUCUUUCUGUGAUGUAUGCGUGUGUUUUUCUGUGGUUUCGGGUUACUAAGAAUUAUGUUCUUACAAUAGAUGUAGGAACUAGGUUGAUUUAGAUUCCUCCUAUUGUCGUUGGUGUGUGAAAUGGAAUAUGUGUAAAAAAAUAUGUGCUUCGUGCUUUUUUUUUUUUUUGAGUGUCAAGACCUUUAGGGAUAUAUAUUAUUGUUAUUUAUAAUUUUAUAAUAUAUCAUAAAUUAACAUGCAUGCUUUCUUUUUGACGAAAUGUGUGGUGUUCAGAAACUCUUUCAGUGAUUUUUAGAUUUCAUAAAGUUGGUCGAGAGACUGUCGACUUGUCGUUUUACAUUUUAUGCACUCUAAAAACCUCUAUUGCUCUUUCGCUCUCAAUGUCUUUACAUGUGUCUUUGUCUGUUUGCAGCUGUGUAACGCACUCACAUACUCACACUAGUUUCACUUCAGACUAUUUCCAGACUAUGGACGUCCCUAAAGACAGAAUCAACAGUGUGGAGAACACAACAAUGCUCCAUUGAUGCUGCAGUUCAGAAAGCGAGAGGACUUUAAAUCAUCAAGAGCAACCUGGCGAUGGACUCAUCUUUACAACUCAGUCGGAUAGACAGAAGUGGCAGCUUUCUUCAGCUUGUCGAUGCGUUUGCAUUGUCACUGAGUACGUUGGAGCAGCAAAUGGUUCAGGAAAAAGACAGAGAUCCAGUCAGAGAUCCAGACACUUCAAUGUUCAUAGAGAUAGAGGGAGAGAUGAGCGCUGUGUGUCUACAGUAUCCUGCGUUUGAUGGGGAUCACGGUACAAGCUCAAGUGUGAGUGUGUUGGACAAACUGAUACACACACACCCCAUCUGGCUUCUGCUUUCCAUCGACCAGCAAGAGGCCACUGGCAUCCUACAGCAGCAACAAGCUGGGGUGUUUUUGGUCUGGAGGUCAUCUGUCCUGCAAAAAAAGGUCUUGUCAUUUCAUACGGAUGGUACCUCAGACUCCUCUGUGAUUCACAUCCCUGUAAAGGAGAGCCAUUACAGUAUUUCAGCAUUUUCUCUGGAGGGCUCAGGAAUUAGUUUUGCUGACCUCUUUCAUCUUGUGGCCUUUUAUUGUAUUAGCAGAGACAUUCUGCCAUCUACCCUGAAGCUUCCUGAGGAAAUACACUCAGCUGAGACCCUGUCAGAACUGCAUGAGGUGGCCCAGCAAGGGGCAGCUUUCUGGGAAUCUUCUGCCAGCAAACAAGCCCCAAAGAGUUCCCUGGUUCUGGAGAGACGGACAAUCUCUCUGCAUAGGAACUUCUCACUGAUAGAGGAUCAAACCUGUACCCGAACUGGCAAUCUAAAUGUCCCACUACCUCUGACUGACACCUGCCCGAAUGCCCCCGAAGGCAAAAGAAGUUGCUCCAACAGUGCUUUGUCUUUUAUCAACCCUGUCUUCGUCAAGACACAGCAAGAUCUAACUGGAAAUGUAGCAACAAAAGACACAACAGCAGAAAACAGAAAAUCUCCUCCACCAAGGCCACCUCCACCUCGCAUUUUGGUUCAUACCCCUGCUUUACCCCCAGGUUGUAGGACUAUGCUUUCAGGUGCCGGCAUUACCAGAACGAAACCCAAGUCGAUCGCCAAACGCCCCAGUUCUAAUCAGCCUCCACCACGACCUCCUCAACCACCUGACAUAGACAGCUACCGCUGCACCAUUGCAUUAGAUGAUGAGACCAUCUCUAUGGCCCUGUCUCAAGCCAGGCGGACGCAUACACCUCUCAACUCAACCAACAGCACCGUUCUGCAGCAAUGGACCGGUCCUGAAGAGAAAGGGCGAAGCUCAAGUGGUUUGUCCACUUCCUCGUCUGACUCUCUGGAUUGUCCUCCGCAUCCUCUUCAUUUGGACCCACCCAAGAGUGUAGGCCAAGGCCUCUCCACAGAUGACAGCAGUGAUGAGUAUGACGGAGAGGAGGAAGACUAUGGUGUGGGACUUGAAAGGGACCUGCAUCUUCGCCUUCGUUCCGCCCGCAAGACAAAAAGACUCCUGGCGGUCGAACUAGCGGGCGCUAGUCCGAGAUCGCUCAUUAUCUCACGAGCGCUAAGGGGACAGUUCCGAAAUGUUCUCAAUGUUCUGGCUACACCUGAAAAACGCAUCUUGCUCCAGAUCAUUGAGUUGUCCCAAGACAAGGGUUCCUACUUUGGUUGCCUGGUGCAGGAUUAUUUGAGCUUUGUGAAGGAGAACAAAAACUGCCACUCAUCCAGCCAGGAUCUUCUGCAGACGCUCCGGCAGUUCAUGACCCAGAUGAAGGCGUACCUCAUCCAGAGCUCAGAGAUUAACCCACCUAUUGAGUCCUACAUACCUGAGGACCAGAUUGAUCCGGUGUUGGAGAAGGCCAUGCAUAAGUGUGUGCUGAAAACUCUGUACGGCUGCUUGCAGUCAGCGCUGCAUGAGUUCCAGGUGGCCGGAGGAGUGUGUCAGAGGCUGCAGGAGAACCUGACCCUGGCCAAGACCAAACACCCUCACGAGCUGGGAGUGAUCGGAGCCCGGCCACCAGACGCCCACGCCAUCCACCGCAUCCGCAGAAAACUCAGAUCUAUGUGCAGCAUGUACUCACCUGAGAGGAAGAUAUCGGUGCUGCUGAAAGUCUGCAAACUCAUCUACACUAUCAUGCAAGAUCAUGGAGUGAGGAUGUUUGGAGCGGAUGAUUUCCUGCCCAUGUUGACAUAUGUACUGAUCCAGUGUGACAUGCCACAGUUGGACACUGAGAUCCUGUAUAUGAUGGAGCUGAUAGAUCCUCCAUUACUGCAUGGAGAAGGGGGUUAUUACCUCACCAGUGCAUAUGGAGCGAUGUCACUGAUUAAGAACUUCCAGGAGGAACAGGCUGCGCGGAUCCUCAGUUCUACAGCGCGCGACACACUCCACCAGUGGCACCAGCGCCGCACACUGCAGCGAAACCUGCCCUCGGUGGACGACUUCCAGAAUUACAUGCGUGUGGCUUUGCAGAAGGCAGGUAGCGGCUGCACGGCUAAAACCCUUCAGGUCCGGCCCUACGCCACAACAGAAGAGGUGUGCCGCCUUUGUGCACUUAAAUUCAGUGUGUCUGAUCCGGAAAACUACGGCCUCUUCCUUCUCACAGACGACAGCAGCCAGCAAUUGGCCGCAGACACACAACCACAGUGGAUUAAGGCAGAGUUACACAGUCGACCGAUCCCUCAACACUUUUACUUUGUCUACAGGAAGAUAGCCAACACAAACUGCCCCACGCCUGUGUCCGCAGAGCAGGACGAUCCCUGAACAUGCAAUAGCAGGAAAAUGUUUAUUCAGGGUGUGACUUUGUGUAUAAAGAUUGCAAGAUGAAAGACUUUGCACUUUCCAUGAAUAUGGUCGUUUUAGUUUAAAAUCGAAUGCUAGAUUGGGACCAAAUGUUGGUUUAUAUUUGAAGAGUUUAGAUGCAAAAGCCUCUAAGUGCCGUUUGAAAUUUUCUUCUAGAAUGAUCAUUUUUAUCAAGCUUGUUUAUUUAGGUUCUGUUAUUUCACUUAAAUGGCAAUGAAGAUUACCUAUUAAUUGUCAUUUAAGUGUCAAUUGAUAACUUAAAUAUACGAGCUUGAUAAAAAUGAUCAUUCUAGAAGAAAAUUUCAAACGGCACUUAGAGGCUUUUGCAUCUGAACUCUUCAUUUAUGGAUAUAACUUAUAUUUCACAAAAAUUUAAGACAAUCUUGCAUUAACCUUGGUAACAGGGUUGAAAAGAUUAGCUUGACAAUUGCAGUCAAAAUAAUUUGUGUAAAAAUUGAGAAUAUGAAAUGAGAGAAUAUACUUGUCUUUCCAUCUAAAUGGUCUGAAUUAUGUUAUUUAUUGGAUUGCAAUUUUAGAGAAUGUUGCAUUUUUUGUAAUGUGGGAAAAUUAUGCUGUAACAGGCUUGCACGCAAUAUGCAAAAAAAAAAAAAAAAAAAAAAAAAGCGACACCGUAGUGUGCCACAUUCAUGGAAACUGCCAAAUAACGCAUAUUAAAAUAUGUCAAAUAUUGACAUUUCACAUGAAGCUAUGUUUUAAAUCGAAAUGUUUAAUAGAUUUUCUGGUCAUAAAAUAUUAUGGGCAUUGUCAGUAUUGUGGUAUCGAACCUGUGAGAUCCUGUUGUUGUUAUACAGUAUGUAUAAAGGUGUCAGGGAUUCGCUCAUAGAGUUCUGCACGUAAUCUUUAAGCUAUUUUUGCAUUCAGGUCACAUGAGUGUCCAGAGCUUUGGCCUCAGCUGAAGAAUUAUCUCCUCUGCUGUCACGAGACUCAAUCAACACAGUGAACCAUUUUUAAGGGAAGAAGCUUUCAGAUGUGAGUUUCAACAGAGAUAAUGCAUGAUCAUGUGCUUGCUUUUUCUGUAGCACAAUAGAGAUGCAUCAUUGACAUAGAAAGCUUUUUUACUCACUUUGUUGUUAAGAAAUAGGAACACAUUGCUCCUUAUACUUCAGCCAAUGUCUAAAUGUGCUAUACUGUAAACAUGUUAUGUAUUAUUGUGCCACCACAUGUAGGAUGCACUUUUUUUUUCCAGAUCCCUGAGCUGUCAAUUAUAUAAUUUAAACACUGUACUUGUGAAUAUUUUACUCUUUUUGGUGGCAGGAAUAAAGCACUAUUCUUUUUAUUAUCUCA
This is a messenger RNA of Pimephales promelas (fathead minnow), 4979 nucleotides long. NCBI's taxonomy places the organism in Eukaryota, Metazoa, Chordata, Actinopteri, Cypriniformes, Leuciscidae. The record is from RefSeq and is a predicted model, not a curated record.